CACAUCAGCCGUGGGGCUUGGCUUUCCUUUACCUCUAGAAGGAUUUCUUGUGAUCAUGGAUUUUCUCUAGUUCUUGUAGAACAAGCAUGAGGCCCUCAGCAUUGUCCCGGAGAUUGCGACGGCUCCAGGUGAUAGAGAUGAGAAUUCAAAUGCCAAGGGCGCAGCUUUGAAUGCCUAACUAUCCAAAAUUCAAGCCUUCCCCUUCUAUAUAUAUGCAUCAAAGCCUUCAACUCUCGAGAAUUUAAGACUGUUAUAGCUUGCCUGCUCCCCACAACAAAGCCUUGAGCAAGGUCUCUCCUUGUACUGCAAUCUUUGAUCACCUUUUUUUGCCACCCUCUCCUCUUGCAAUCUAUAUUCCUGCAUCUGUCUAUAUAUAUAUCCAGCUACCUGGUUAGUAACAUAUAGAGAUCAAGAUGGGAUUGAGAGACAUCGAGUCCACACUUCCUCCAGGGUUCAGGUUCUACCCAAGUGAUGAGGAGCUUGUUUGCCACUAUCUCUACAAGAAGGUGACCAACGAGAGUAUCUCUGGGGGAACACUGGUUGAGGUGGAUUUGCAUACUCGCGAGCCUUGGGAGCUUCCAGAUGUGGCUAAGCUAAGUGCGAACGAGUGGUACUUCUUCAGUUUCCGGGAUCGCAAGUAUGCCACUGGCUCGAGAACCAAUCGCGCAACCAAGACCGGAUAUUGGAAGGCCACCGGAAAGGAUCGAACGAUCCAUGAUCCUGCAUCGCGUGUGAUCGUUGGUAUGAGGAAGACAUUAGUGUUCUACCGAGGGCGAGCUCCCAAUGGGGUGAAGACUGGUUGGGUCAUGCAUGAGUUCCGGUUGGAGACCCCACAUUCACCCCCUAAGGAGGACUGGGUGCUGUGCAGAGUUUUUCACAAGAGAAAAGGGGAGACGGAGCUGGCCGACAACAUUGGCUCCUCCUCCCCAACUUCGGGUCCUUCCUCUUCCAUGGCGGACCAGCCCAUGGCGGAUGGGUGCUACGACCAGAUGAGCUCGUCGCUGGCCGCCGUCACUCACCAAGAGGAGAGCAACGCAAACCCACUCCUCAAUUUGGCACUGAUGCACUGCAACUUUCUUGACUUCCCACAGGAGAUGGGGAUGGGCUCAAGGGGAGGGGAUGAGUAUGGGUUCCUCUUGGAUAUGGGGUUUGAGGACCCUGACGUGGGGGAGGGGGCCAUGCCAAACCUAGGAGAUGUGAGAUUCCAAGGUGGCCAGGAUAAGCUAUACUUUUAGAGACUUUGGAUUCUAGGGAGGAUAUGGUUGUUGGGAGGGAGAUGCAUGCUUCCAAACUAGGCAUUUCAUGUUGAUUUGGAUUUGAAGAGAAUGAUUGAGGUGGUAUAUGUGUACCUGUUACCUAGUAGGUGAUCAACUACACGGCAAUGUCGUUUUUUUUGUAAAUAUUACGUUUGUUGCAUCUAAUAAAAAGCUAUUUAUGUGCAAGAAAAAAAAAUUGGAAUGAGUGCUUAAUUAUUUA
Molecule: messenger RNA, 1476 nt
Organism: Phoenix dactylifera (date palm)
Lineage: Eukaryota; Viridiplantae; Streptophyta; Magnoliopsida; Arecales; Arecaceae
Product: NAC domain-containing protein 21/22-like
Biological process (GO): regulation of DNA-templated transcription
Molecular function (GO): DNA binding
Source: RefSeq, a predicted model, not a curated record